AUGAAGGGGCACAGAGUUUGUCUGGCGCUGUUGAUCAGCAUUCAAGCUGUCUUGGGCUUCGAUGGCCAUCGCGAGGGUCUAGCGAACAGCCAUAUUUUCAAUGCAAUUUACUCUGCGCUGAGGAAAUGGGAUUCUUCCGUCAACGCCGGUGGCAAUGGCAUGUCUGCAUUUCUGGCGAACAUCCCCAAAGGCACGCUGCUGUAUCAUGGCAAUCCUGGACCAGAAAUCGUCAACGGCACCGAGUUUCUGGCCCUCGAUCCCGAGUUCUCACUUGUAUUCGCUCGGAAACGCCGUGGCCCUGCUCCCGCCGGCAUGACCGACCAAGACGACGGAGGCGACGGUCUAGCUGGCUGGCUCCACACGUACAACACGAUCAAAGACCUCAACUUGCUCUACAUUGAUGGACACUCCGCUUCCAAGGGCCAGGAUGGUACCCUUGACUUUGGCGACCGCAUCGUUCUGAACGACACGACCUCUGGUGGCGUCGAGGCCGAGUAUCAGCGUGCGCAGACAUUCUGCAAGUUUGCGAGUGACCAGUGGCGGGGACGGGUCGACGGGCUGAUGCGGCUAGGUGGCGACUUUGAGGUUAUCCUGUGCAGCUUCGAGGAGGGGCUCGAGUUUGUGAGGAGAGUGCGAACGAAUGCCACUGUUGGUGGUCACAGACGAGGCCAAGGCCCGCCGGGCUCAGGAAUCUCUAGGUCUGGCGGCAUCGGAGUUCGCAGUGCAACGGCAAACUUCGAUUAUUUUGUCUCUGCGUAUGCAUAUGGACUGGACUUGGCCUCGUCAGGAACACACCAUGUCCCCCGCCUGAUCCACAUCGCCAGCCAGAAACUCGACCCAGUCCGCUACGACAUCGAGAGACUCAUCCUCGGCCAGAAGCCCAGUGCUGCUACGCACGACUGGCAGAGAGUUGUCGACCAAACCGUGGCCAGGUACGCCGACAAGGUCGCCUUUUUGGCCAGAUCGGGCGACAAGCCUGUCGAAGCGUCUCGUGAGGUCGCUCAGCGUCUGCUAACACCCUUUGUCGACUGGGAGAAGCGCGACGAUGAGGCUGAAGUCGAGCGUUGCGCGAAAGAGUAUCUUCCGACUACCGCGACGGGUGACAGCCCGGCGUAUGACGCUGUGUAUGGGGUGACCCGGCGCAUCUGCUCGACGCUCGCCGAAGCAGUCAAAAGAAAGGACCAGACAGCCGAGAUGUUUGCUGACCAUUUCCAGCGCCUUGUCAGGUAUCUCAACUGGCCUGUCUGGAGGCAACCCGAGUAG
This is a messenger RNA of Cryphonectria parasitica EP155, 1263 nucleotides long. RefSeq lists its product as uncharacterized. The record is from RefSeq and is a predicted model, not a curated record. The transcript is spliced from 3 exons. NCBI's taxonomy places the organism in Eukaryota, Fungi, Ascomycota, Sordariomycetes, Diaporthales, Cryphonectriaceae. Bases 1 to 1263 code for a protein of 420 amino acids.